UAAACGUUUAUUCGGUUUUACAGAUGCCACCAAACUUAUCGGAGAGUCUUCUCCCAGAGUCAGGUCCUCGGAAGCUGGAGAAGACCAGGUCUUUGGAGUCGUGCGCCAGCUCCAUCGACCCGGAGUGCAGCUGUGAUGAAGCUAGCUACGGUAUAGGUGACGCUGUAUUCUCCUGCUUUAUCGUGGCUCCUCAUGUAGUCAGCGUAUGGCGGGGAACGUGGGGCUUGAUGGAGCUGAAGCCGACCCUGUUCCCCUUCGCCCAGAUAUAUCUGCUGGGUAUUGUGAUACAUAUCAGCUUCGCUAUUGUGAGAACAAGACUGUUAGCUCGUUCAGCCGGAGCAUGGAGCAAGCCUGAAGGCGGCGCCAUCUCGUGGGUGCGCGAGAGGAUAAUAACUCGGGUGUACGCCUAUAUAUUUAUUCUGAGCAACAUUAUGCACUGGCGCGGCGGGUGGGGCUUGCUCGACAUGUUUGUGGACAGGGUCCUGCCAGACGUUGAAGAUCCUCAUAGGCCUGUGCUAAUAGGCGGUAUAACCCUAUUCUUCUACAUCGCGAUCACGGUGCUGCGGUCCUCCCGCAACCUGCUCGCCUCGCCAUACUUCCUAGUCACUGAUGGAAAGGAACCCACCUAUAUAUUUACUACUAGGUUUCAAAUUUCGAACAGCAGAGAGACGAUGCUGUACAUCCUGGACUGCAUAUUCUCGGUGACAGUGGUCGGUUCGCUGGUCGUCUUCGUCUGGCGUGGCUCCUGGGCACUGCUGGACAUCUUCCUCUUCCCUGACGACAAGCCGAAAUCCUGCUGGACUUCACUGAUCGUAGGCUACGCUGUGGUGAUAGUCACGUUCGCCCUCCAAGCGCCAGUGCGCUGGUCUGCAGCGCGGCUGCACGGCGCGCCCCGGCUGUUGCUGGCCGACGUGUACCACUUCAUCUCCUUCAUUGCCACUGUCAACGUAUGGCGGGGGGUGUGGGGGCUGCUUGAUAUUUACUUCUUCCCAGAAUCACCAAAGCUCAGCAAUUGGAGCUCCCACAUCAUCAGCUUGACGCUCCUCAUCCUGCUGAACUGUUCCAACUCGGUGAUCGUCCGAGGGGUCUACAUCGACGCUGAGGAGCCAGCGGGAGAGUGCGUGGUCUUCCCUUGCCACUACCUCAGGCUAUUCUUCCAUAAAGAACGAACCAAGAAGAGACACAGAAGAGCUUUGCAGGCUGCUGCAGCUGCUGGUAGAAAGCCAGAAGAUGCCAGCGUACCCUUACAAAUACCAGAAGAAAAGGUCUAG
Spodoptera littoralis (African cotton leafworm) is the source of this 1271-nucleotide messenger RNA. The record is from the annotation of a GenBank genome assembly. NCBI's taxonomy places the organism in Eukaryota, Metazoa, Arthropoda, Insecta, Lepidoptera, Noctuidae.